This is a messenger RNA of Girardinichthys multiradiatus, 1938 nucleotides long. RefSeq names its product acyl-coenzyme A thioesterase 1-like. NCBI's taxonomy places the organism in Eukaryota, Metazoa, Chordata, Actinopteri, Cyprinodontiformes, Goodeidae. Gene Ontology annotation, biological process: fatty acid metabolic process; acyl-CoA metabolic process. The record is from RefSeq and is a predicted model, not a curated record. Gene Ontology annotation, molecular function: fatty acyl-CoA hydrolase activity. The transcript has 7 exons. The coding region runs from base 409 to 1647 and encodes 412 amino acids.
GGGUGUCUCUACUGAGUCUGCUGCCCCCACGACCCGGUCCCGGAUGAAGUGGACAAGCACAAGGUAGCUGUGAGGAAGCUCCAAUCAGCAGGUGAUGUGCGGUCUACAUGUAAACCAGGACGGUUCUGUAAGGUUCCUGUUAGAAAUCAGGUGGAGAAGGCUAUGUGGAAACCAAGGAUAGACAAACUCCAAGGUGGUAGCCAGAGGAAGAGUUCAUGUUCACAGACACGGCAGAAGUUGCAGGAAGUAGGCGGGACUCUGCCCGCCUCUGGAGCCACAGCUCUUUACACCUGUCUGGUUCUGUUUGUGGUGCUCCUCCUCAGAAGGAAAGGGUGGCAUCUUUCCUCCAGGGGGAACGUCUUUACACAUAAGGGUCCCAGACGAGACUUCAACUAUUCUCACUAAAAUAUGGCCUACCCAGUCAGACUGAGACUGCUGCCCAUCGCCAGGUGUUUAUUUGAUGAGCCCAUUGUGGUGAAAAUUGAUGGGCUGAGGUCCAAGCAGGUGGUCUCCAUCAGAGCCAGGACUACUGAUGAGAGAGGGGUGGUGUUCAGUUCCUCGGCUGCCUACAGAGCAUAUGCUGGUGGGGAGAUCGAUCUGAGCAGAGACCCCUCAAUCGGUGGGAGUUACACUGGAGUUGAACCUAUGGGUUUGCUGUGGUCAAUGAAACCACAAAUCUUACACAAAGACUUUCGUAAGACCAGAGUUUUGGAUCCUGUGAUGGUGAAUUUCUCUCUUCAUGACGAGGAGGGCAGGAUGUUAGCAGAAGUGACAAAUGAGAGGUUUCUGAUGGGAGAUGGAGUCAGCAGAGUUCCUGUCCAAGAAGGGAACAUUAAUGGAGUCCUGUUUACCCCUCCAGGAGAAGGUCCAUUUCCAGCUGUGUUGGAUCUGUGUACCACGAUGUCUGAGAAAAGAGCCUGUCUGCUGGCCAACAAAGGCUUCGUUACUCUUACUGUACCUGUGCAUUCAGGCAGACCCCAACAAAUUCACCUGGAUCAUUUUGAAGAUGCAGUGCAUUUCUUACAACAACUACCUACGGUGAACAGUAAAGGAGUUGGGAUUGUAUCGAGAUCAAAGGCAGGAGAUAUUGCUCUUUCUCUCGCUGCUUUUGUGAGAGGUGUUAAGGCUGUGGUUUGGAUCAACGGCUGCUCAGCCAAUGCUCUUCUACCGCUGUACUAUAAGAACAGACUACUUCUUCCUGCUUUAAUGUUUGACCGUGAGAAACUGUUUUCUACUAACUCAGGGCUCGUCAUUUCCAAGUAUGCAAUGCAUGAUCCUCUUAAGACAGAGGGCAGGGACAGCUUGGUCCCAAUUGAACGAGCCUGUGGAAGUUUCCUCUUUGUGGCUUCGGAAGACGACCUCACCUGGGACAGCAAGGCCUAUAUGGAGAACAUGGUGGAGAGACUAACGAGUAAUGGGAAGGAGAACCUUGAAACUGUAUGUUAUCCUGGAGCUGGGCACCUUUUAGAGCCCCCUUAUGGACCAUUCUGCUCCUCUUGCAUGCAUCACUUUAGCAGAUUGCCAGUUCUGUGGGGGGGUGAACCCCGAGCCCAUGCUGCAGCUGAAGUCCACCUGUGGAGGAAGAUCCAGGAGUUCCUCAAGACCCACCUUAGCUGUGAAGCUGCUCAGACCAAACCCCAGUUGUAGACCCAAAAGGAUGAUCAGGAUGACAUUUAAUCAACAAAAUAGCUUGAUCAAAUGCUGAAAAGAUUAGUCAGUGGAUGGGCAGGGAAAAUUGGCGAGACAUUUAAUGUGACUGUGAUCUCUAAAUUAAAACACUUGCUGUCAGUUCAUAUGAUUUCUGUUGUGAAUAAUGGCUGAACAGUUUCAACAAAACUCACAGAGUGACAACAGUUGUGUUUAUGUAAAUGUAAAAUGUAAUUUGUAAGGUUGUGCUAACAAAUAGGUCUACACUCAAUAAAGGUGAUAUUUUUUGCA